UAACAACCAGCGUUUCCAGAUUCUGUCAAAAAAAGUUGCCAGAUUUUGUUUAAAUUUGGCUUAAUUACAAAAAUGUCAAAAUCAACAAUGCAAAUUGUUAAUGUGGCGUUUUUAUUAAUUGUUGAUUAUGUCAUUUUUGUAAUGAAGGUAAAUUCAAACAAAAUCUGGCAACUUUUAUGACAGAAUCUAGUGCAUGUCUUUCAAAUUUUAGGUUAUGUGCUCGAAUUGUAAAUAUCCUAACUAAGGGAAGUGCUUUUGGAUUUAUUUACACAAAUUGAAAGUUUAACCUGUGAACUUUUCCUAAUUUCAUCUGAGUAAACAGAAAGAAAAAAACCGAUGAAAAAAUUAAUUUUGUGGUUAUGUUUUUUAAAUGGGUACUUACUAAAUUUUCUAAUCAUUGUUUAAGCUAAUUGCUGGAUUAAAAUAUGUCUGUCCUCAACAAACUAAGUAUUUGCGGAGUACGAAGUUUCAGUCCCGAUAAAAAUGACCAACAAAUCGUUUUUACCACUCCUGUUACCUUAUUGUUGGGUCAAAACGGUUGUGGUAAAACUACCAUAAUCGAGUCGAUUAAAUAUGCAUGUACCGGGGAACUACCCGCCGGGGGAGGAAGUGGGUUUCUGAAUAAUCCUAAUCUAACCAAUAAGCAAACUAUCCAAGGAAACGUCAAAAUGAGGUUUUUUGAUCGAAACGGAAACGAAGUUACCAUUGGCCGAUUUAUGCAAGUAAAUCUUUCUCCCAAAGAAAAGUUUAAAUCUACUCUGACAAGGAUAGAAAUAAAGAAACCAGAUGGAAGCACGGAACACGUAUGCGGCCGUAUUAACGACGUUUCAGAUUAUUGCACGCAGGCGCUGAACGUUUCGGCGCCCAUUUUAAACCACGUUCUGUUCUGCCACCAAGAACAAUCCUCGUGGCCCCUAGAUGAACCCAAAAAACUAAAAGAACGUUUCGACGAAAUAUUCGAUUCUGCCAAGCACAACAAAUGCGUGGACGCUUUGAGGAAACUGCAAAUAAAGAAAGACGUGAUCGAAUUGAAAAAGAAGAGUCUGGAAGACGCGCACAACAACAAAAUACGGGCCGAUGAUUUAAACAACAGAAUAAAUUUAUGCAUGGAAGAACUGCGCGACAUUGAAAACGACAUAACUCGCAGAAAUGAGUUGCUAGUACCCAUAAAAAAGCGUUUAACGGAAAUUAUAAAGAGUGAAGGCGAGCUAGGUGUUUUGCAAAGAAAUCUGAUCGCUCUUGAAGAGCAAAAGAAAGGUUUAAUAGAACAACAGGAAUAUAUCAAAAAGAAUAUUUCCGUUGUGUUCGAUAGAACCGAUGAAGAAUUGCGACAACAAAUGGAACAAUUUGACGCCAACACCAAAAAUAAAGAGAAUUCGAUUACGAAACUUCAACUGCAAAUCGCUGACAUCGAUGUAAAAACCGAAAAUAUGCGAGAGGUAUUUCGAGAAGGUCACAAAAAAAUCGGCCAGCUUAAAGAGGAGCAACGGCAGCAAUCGAGCAGGCUGCAAAAACGCGAACAUCUGAUCCAAGACGCCACGAAACACUUUAAAAAUCAAGGUUACGACACCCUCAAAAAUGAGUUUAAAGUGGCGCUGGCCGCAAGCGAAGAUGCGCUAAGAGAUCUAGACGAAAAAAUGGUGGUUGAAGAGGAAGAAUUGCAAAGAAAAAUCAACCAACUAUCAAUGGACCACUGCACAACCAAGCAGGAGAUUGAUUUCAAGAAAAACAUUGCUGCCCAAUGCCAAAGUACAAUUGACGAAUGCACAAGAAAAUUAUCGGACAUCGAUGGUAAAAACAGUAAAAUGAAAGAGUUAAGCAAGGAUUCGGUGGAAAUCAAAAAAGCCUUCAUUAACCUGACCAAUUCGCUCGAUGAAAAUAAAGUCAACGAAGAAAUUGAAGGUUCGAAGAUGGAGAUCGCACAACUGAAGAAACACUUGGAAAAACUUGAACGGGAUAAUAACAUUCUAAUGAAGAACCACGAAACAGAGAAAACGAUUGAAAAUGAAAAAACAUCCAUUAUCGAGAAGACAUCAAAAAUUAAUCAAAUAAAAAAUGAACACAGCGAAGAUUUUUUUUAUUUGUUCGACGACGAACUCCCCAAUAAUGAAUUACUCCCCAAAAUAAACGAAUUAUUACAAACAAAUGAACCCAAAGUAAAAAAAAUCAACCAUAGCAUAAAUGAUAUCCAAAAGAAAUUAACCACAUUGGAGAUUAAUAUCAAAAACAAGGAAGAAGACAUUCGACAAACUGAAUUAGAAGUGUCAGAAAAACAAGGUAGAAUCAAAAAAGUUUGCAAAGAAAAACCAAUAGACCAACUACUUGAAGAAACGCAAAUAAAAAAGGAAAACUUACAAAGAAAAAAGGGAACCCUAAGUUCCACAAAAGUGAUGUAUGAAUCUUACAUAAGACAGUUCGAAGGACCAACUCCUUGCUGUCCAGUUUGCAGCACGAAUUUCGCCCAAAAAAACAACGUUAUCAAAGAUAUCAUAGCAUCCCUUAAAAAACAGAUCGAGUGCAGUCCCAAAAAUUUGGCCGACUGCGCAAAAAAACUGCAAGUUGAAGAGGAAAUGUUCAACAACCUUCAGCAGCUCAAAUUUUUAAAAAAUGACAUUGACAGCUUGACCAAAGCUUUACCGGAGCUAAAAAAGGAUUUACGCAAAUUUAACAAUGAGAUGGAGCUUUUACGUAUAGAGCUUGAAUCUAAAAACUCCGAAUUGGAAGGACCAGAAAGAACUGUGACCCAUUGCAGAAACGUUCAAACGGAUGUUGCGUUAAUCAACGAACAUGAAGACAACAUCAAGAAAUCCAAAAGCAGUAUAAUUAAUUUGGAACGAAAAAUUUUAUCGGUCUCCACCAAAAAGUCCCUGCACGAAACCGAUACCGAAAUUUCGGAAAUCCAGGACAAAAUAAAGACAUUCAAUCACUCUUGUGAGACAAAUGAAAAAAAAUUGGGCGAGUACAAAAAUCUAUGCCAAGAAUUAACUAAGAAGAAAGAAAAAAACUUGGAAGAGCAAAUGCUUCUGCAACAAGACCUUCGAGAAGGUCGACACCUUGAAGAAAAAAAAGCUGAAAAUGAAAAAACUCUAAAUAACGCUAACAUUUGUAUAGAGGAGUUGGAAGCAAGAGAAAAAGAGCUAAAGGGCGAAUAUGACGCUGUCUAUUGUGAAAAAGAGGCAACAGUAAGAAAUAAUAAACAGAUUGCAAAAGAGGCAAACGACAAAGUGAACCAAAGUAGACAAAAAAUAGAAGACCUCGAGAAACUUCAAGAUGAAAUAGAUAAUUAUUGUUUAAGAAAUAAUGAGGACCGAUUAAAAAAGGAGAACGAGAAAUUAGACAAAUUACGAGUUGAAGAGCAAGAGUUAAAUGAAAAAAAAAUUGAAUUAUCAACCAAUGCAACAAAUACAAUAAAGGAUUUGGCCAAACAGAAAAUUAACUUUAGAGAAUUGCAGGAUAAUAUUUUGUUAAGAGAAAAACAGGUUCAGGAGAAAGAAUUGGAGUUUAAAAUUGAUAAACAAAAAAUCCAAAUUGGGCACCACAAUUACAAAGAAGAAAAAAGCAAUCUUUUGAAUGAAGAAAAUAAAAUAUUACAGGAAAUAAAUAACAUAAAAGGGGGAAAGGACGCUAUAGCAAAACACGUCGAAGAUUAUAAGAUUGAACAAGAAAAGCCAACAAAUAAAAAUGCUUAUAAAGAAUAUAAAAAAAAAUUAUUCGAAUAUCACAUUGAAAAGAAUCUAAAUUGCGAUUUGCAAAAGUUCGCAAUAGUUCUGGAAAAGUCGAUACUUCGUUUUCACAAAGAUAGAAUGGUGCAUAUUAACAAGGUGAUAAGAGAGCUGUGGCGGGCCAUAUAUCGCGGAAAUGAUAUAGAUUACAUUGAAAUAAAAACAGAAAAUGAAAUCGGUACCGAGAAAAAAAGGAGCUAUCAGUACAAGGUGGUGCAGGUGAAGAAGGGCGUGGAAAUCGACAUGAGGACGCGGUGCAGUGCUGGCCAACGGGUGCUGGCCUCUUUGGUCAUCAGGAUGGCCUUGGCCGAAACAUUCUCAACGCAUUGCGGUAUCUUGGCUCUCGAUGAACCCACCACCAAUUUGGACAGACAAAACAUUUUAAGUUUAAGUGAUGCUCUGGUCAGUUUAAUUGAUUCCAGGAAAGAUGAAAAGAACUUUCAAUUGUUAAUUAUUACACAUGAUGAAGAGUUUUUAAAUACCCUGACUAGAGUUCAAAGUAUUCCACACUACUGGAAAGUUUCCAGAAAUAAUGAGGGGUUCUCUGUUAUCAACAAAGUUUCCAUGUAG
This is a messenger RNA of Brassicogethes aeneus, 4292 nucleotides long. Lineage: Eukaryota; Metazoa; Arthropoda; Insecta; Coleoptera; Nitidulidae. The record is from the annotation of a GenBank genome assembly.